GAUAAAACGUUGCUGCAAAUUGCAGUGCUGCUGCUAAAUGCAUUUAUAAUAAAGUGACGUACGUUUGACACUAUACGGAUUACGGAGUAUUCAUCUCACAAGAGUGAGAUACCGAAGCUUCCAAAUUCCUCUUGAGAUCUCCCUUCCUCUCUUCAUCGCUCCUCAAUUCUCUCUCUGCAGAUCCCUAGUUCUCCAUUUUUAUUUCUCAGUUCACCGACUUUUGCCCGCUAUUUUUUUGUUGGAACGCCAUGAUUUCUUCCAGCAAGCUCAAAUCCGUCGAUUUUUAUCGAAAAAUUCCUAGAGAUUUAACAGAGGCAUCAUUGUCAGGUGCAGGAUUGUCUAUUGUAGCUGCCCUCGCCAUAAUAUUUUUGUUUGGGAUGGAGCUAAGUAGUUAUUUGUCCCUGAGCACCUCAACAUCCGUGGUAGUUGACAAGAGUCCUGAUGGAGAGUUCUUACGCAUUGAUUUCGAUAUGAGCUUUCCAGCACUCUCUUGUGAAUUUGCUUCUGUGGAUGUGAGCGACGUGUUGGGAACGAACAGGUUGAAUAUAACAAAAACAAUCCGCAAGUUUUCAAUAGAUUCACAUUUGAGACCAACAGGCCCUGAGUUCGUAUCUGGAGCCACUACAGGUCUCAUUAAACAUGACGAUGAUGGUGAGGAAGACUAUGGUGAAGGAUCCCUUGUUCUAAAUGGGCAAAAUUUUGAACGUGCUGCACAGGAGCAUGAUAUAUUGGUUGUCAACUUUUAUGCUCCGUGGUGCUACUGGAGCAAAAGACUGAAACCUUCAUGGGAAAAGGUAGCAAUGAUCAUGAGGGAGAGACAUGACCCUGAAGCUGAUGGGCGUAUUCUUGUGGGAAAAGUAGACUGUACUGUACAAGUUGAUUUGUGUAGGAGGCAUCAUGUACAAGGCUAUCCAUCCAUCAGAGUUUUCCGUAAAGGAAGCGAUGUGAAGAAUGACCAUGGACAUCACGAGCACGAAUCUUAUUAUGGGGAUCGUGACACUGAUACUCUUGUUAAGUUUAUGGAAUCCCUGCUUACAGCAAUCCCAUUGGGGAACCAAACUCUGGCUCUCGAAGACAAGUCUGGCAAUAAGACUCAGAACACAAAGAGGCCAGCGCCACCCUCGGGUGGCUGUAGAAUUGAAGGAUUUGUCCGUGUUAAGAAGGUUCCCGGCAACCUCAUCGUCUCUGCUCAUUCUGGAUCACAUUCAUUUGAUGCAUCUAAGAUGAACAUGUCUCAUGUCAUUACCCAUCUUUCAUUUGGUAAGAAAGUUUCGCCCAGUGUUAUGAGUAAUGUCAAGAGGAUCAUACCUUAUCUUGGUGCAAGCCAUGAUCGAUUGAGUGGUAGAUCAUACAUCAACCAAGACGAAGCCUCAAACGCAAACGUUACGAUUGAGCAUUAUCUUCAAGUGGUAAAAACAGAAGUGCGAUCGUCAAAUCAACAUACAUUGUUGGAGGAGUAUGAAUAUACUGCGCAUAGUAGUUUGAUUCAAAGUCAUUACAUCCCAGUCACCAAAUUUCACUUUGAGCUCUCUCCCAUGCAGGUGUUGAUAACAGAAAAUUCCAGAUCCUUUUCGCACUUCCUAACCAACAUUUGUGCUAUUAUUGGGGGUGUUUUCACGGUUGCCGGGAUCUUGGACUCUAUUCUGCACAACACGAUGCGGAUGAUGAAGAAAGUGGAGUUAGGCAAAAACUACUGAUAGAAAAGUGAUAUUUUCUCUCCUUUCACCCCUUUGGCAGAGUAGGCUCUAGUGUCGCAGGUGCACAAUUUUCCUCAUGGCCGGAAUAUUUGGAAUUCAGCUCUUAACUGUGCAGUAGGCUGCACACAAUGUGUAUAGGAAAUGAUCGACACAACUUUCUCUUCUUUUUCUUCUUAUUUUGUUUUGAGAAAUUUCAUGAAUUCCCUGAGACUUGCACAGUUCCUUUGAUCACUGGGAUUUUUGAAUUAUUCGGAUUUUACCUCAUUGGUAAUGAAAAAUAAUGUAUGCAUGGUCUUGUGGAAUUGGACCUCUUCA
Messenger RNA from Spinacia oleracea (spinach), 2012 nucleotides. Its product is annotated as protein disulfide isomerase-like 5-4. Bases 249 to 1697 code for a protein of 482 amino acids. Gene Ontology annotation, cellular component: endoplasmic reticulum; COPII-coated ER to Golgi transport vesicle. The record is from RefSeq and is a predicted model, not a curated record. The transcript is spliced from 15 exons. NCBI's taxonomy places the organism in Eukaryota, Viridiplantae, Streptophyta, Magnoliopsida, Caryophyllales, Amaranthaceae.